Molecule: messenger RNA, 2184 nt
Organism: Torulaspora delbrueckii
Lineage: Eukaryota; Fungi; Ascomycota; Saccharomycetes; Saccharomycetales; Saccharomycetaceae
Gene: SCT1
Product: bifunctional glycerol-3-phosphate/glycerone-phosphate O-acyltransferase SCT1
Exons: 1
Coding region: 1-2184 (727 amino acids)
Biological process (GO): phospholipid biosynthetic process
Cellular component (GO): endoplasmic reticulum membrane
Molecular function (GO): glycerone-phosphate O-acyltransferase activity; glycerol-3-phosphate O-acyltransferase activity
Source: RefSeq, a predicted model, not a curated record
AUGGAGAAGCCGGUGCUAGCUAAGGGAGAAUUACAAAAGGAUUCCUCAAUUGUUGAAAAGAAGCCAUUAGACGAUAAUGUCGAGAAUCCCGCUUAUGAGGAGAUACCAAUCUACAGAAGACUAAUCUAUGAUUUUAUUAUUGGCCUGUUGACUAACAUUUUUGAUUGUUUCUUUCGAGAGAUCAGAUCUCGAGGUGGGUUCAAAGUUCCCAGACAGUCUCCAGUUAUAUUCGUUGCUGCUCCUCAUGCAAAUCAAUUCGUGGAUCCAGUGAUUCUGAUGGGUCAGGUCAGGAAAGCGGUCAAUAGACGUGUGUCUUUCUUGGUCGCUGAGAAAUCUUUGAGGAGAAAAGCAGUUGGGUUCCUAGCACGCUGUUCGAUGUCAAUUGGUGUAGUGAGAGCCCAGGAUAAUUUGAAACCUGUGAGAGGUAAGAUUACAGUGGAUAUAGAGAACCCACGCAAGCUAAUUGGUCAUGGUACGUUCUUUACAACUGAUUGUAAGCCAAAGGGCCUGAUAGGUCUACCAAAGUCCAUGGGAAGUGUUGAAAUCGAUUCCAUUGAGAGUGAUACGGUAAUGAUAGUGCGCAAAGAAUUUAAGAUGGGUAAGAGUGAAGUGAAAAGUGCCCUGACAAAAGGUACGUCGUUCAAGUAUGCUGACAAGGUUAACCAAUCGCACGUUUAUCACAAAGUUUUUGAACAUUUGGCUCAUAAACAAUGUAUUGGUAUCUUUCCUGAGGGUGGUUCACAUGAUAGGACCGAUCUUCUACCAUUGAAGGCCGGCGUGGCUAUCAUGGCUCUGGGGUGCAUGGAGAAACACCCAGAAGCCAAUGUUAAGAUUGUACCUUGUGGUAUGAACUAUUUCCACCCUCACAAAUUCAGAUCAAGAGCCGUCGUGGAGUUUGGCGACCCAAUCGAUAUUCCUCUCGAAUUGGUUGAAAAGUACAGAAAUCCAGAGACAAAUAGAGAAGCUGUGAAAGAAAUGUUGGACACAAUUUCCGAAGGUUUAAAAGCGGUGACCGUUACCUGUUCCGAUUAUGAGACUUUGAUGGUUGUUCAGGCAAUGAGAAGAUUAUAUGCUGGUCAAUUAUCGUCAAGGUUGCCAUUGCCAAUGGUCGUUGAAAUGAAUAGAAGACUGGUAAAGGGAUACCAAACCUACAGAGAUGAUCCAAAAAUGAUUGACCUGAAGAAAGACAUUAUGAGAUACAAUGCACAAUUGCGCCAUUACAAUCUUCCUGACCAUCUUGUUGAGACCGCCCGAAUCAAUUUUAUAAGAAACCUUAGCUUGUUAAUUUUCAGAUCAGUCCGUCUUUUGGUUUCAGUGGUUUUAGCUUUACCUGGUAUUAUCAUGUUUUCACCUGUCUUCAUUGUCGCUAAGAAGAUUUCUAGAAAAAAGGCUGUGGAAGCCCUUGCCGCCUCGAGCGUCAAGAUCAAAGCUAACGAUGUCAUUGCGACUUGGAAAAUAUUGAUUGGGAUGGGAUUCGCUCCUUUACUUUACAUAUUCUGGUCCGUUUUGAUUACCUACCAUUUCAGAAGCAGGUUUGCGCAUAGAUUCAUCACUUUCUGCGUAUCCUACAUCUUAUGUUGUGCGGUUACUUAUUCGGCUUUAAUUAUUGGGGACAUUGGAAUGGACAUUUUCAAAUCUUUGAGACCAUUGUAUUAUUCUAUUACAUCUCCACAAGGUUUGACGAGUUUACAGAAAGAGCGUAGAAUUUUGGAGGAGAAAAUUACUGAAGUGGUUAAUACCUUCGGACCAGAACUAUUCCCCGAUUUUGAUGCUGACUCACUACGUGAAGAAUACAUGGUAGAUGAACAGGAAGAGGACAGAAAGACAGCCGAACUGAAGAGAAGAAGGUUAUUAAGAAAGAAGAAGGACAGAAAGGUGGAAAGUGCAACGCAAGCUCCAAGGUCAAUUGAUGAAGAACCCGAAUUAGGUGUUGAUCACACAGAAUCAGAUGCCGUUUCACUUGUUAACAGUGACAACUCUUUGUCUAACAUCCCUCUAUUUUCAGGCGGAAGGUCUGAAACAUCCUUAUCAUCGUACAUGUCUGGAGGAGAAUCAUCAGGCUCUGAGUUCAUGGUUGAAGAAAAUGUGCCAUCUAAAGAUGGUCUAGCUGAUAAGAUUGCUCAAGCCGUUUGGGAAAAAAGGACCAUAACCGAUUCCAAUGAUGAGGAUAAGAAGAAAGCUUAA